AUGGGUAAAGAGGAAGCCCCGCCCCCCACCAUCAUCCCUUCCGAGCUCAGCGCCUCGCCCGAUUCGCCCCUCAGCUCGCUCGCCGUUCAGCUCGACGUCGAUGAGCUGUCGAAAGCAUAUGAUGCGUCGCACCUCGACCGCGUGCACCAGAGCUGGCGUGCUUCGUGUUACCUCGCGACAGCGCAGAUCUUUUUGACCGGAAACGCCACGAUGGAAGAGAAGCUGACCAGGAAACACAUCAAACCUCGUCUCCUCGGCGUAAGUUACAAGCCCGAGCUGAUUGCGCCGGCUAGAUCGGGCAGCGGGCUUGACAGUCUUUAUCGACGUGGAGGCGACUGUCACACUACCGGGAAGAGUUUUCGGUCGAGUGACUUUGUGGUGGCUCCAUAGCUUGUCGACGUGCGAAAGCUGUGUCAAUCACCGACUGUCGCGGUCACGAUCAUGCCAUCGCAUCGUAUCGCACCCCAAGGCGUCGCCUCGGUGCCCAAUCGCGUGCGCAGACCGAGUGCGGCGAUGACGCGUUGGGCUCGAAGGUCCACAUGGGGCCCCGCAUGUUGAACCCGACGCGAUCCGCCACGACGGUGCCCACUUUACCCGCCCCCGAAUCAGCCGUGCCCACUUUAUCCGUCACCGAACAAACGGUGGCCCGUUUACCCCGUCACCGAACCAAGAGCUGACGUCGACAUUCAAACCCCUUCCUUGAUACCAAACAGCACUAUGGUACGACCGGCGGUCUCGCGUUCGCCUACUCGCACACCCAAGCUCUCAUCCGUCGUCGCGGCGAACAAGAAGCCGGGAAUGAGCCCAGCUUUUUGUUCAUCACCGGCCCGGGCCAUGGAGCGCCUGCGAUCCUCUCCGAGCUCUACAUCGAGGGUGCCAUCUCCAAGUUCUACCCCGAGUACGCCAUGGACAAGCAAGGCCUCAACAAGUUCGUCAAGAGCUUCUCUUGGCCGGGAGGAUUCCCUUCCCACGUCAACGCUGAGACGCCAGGAUGCAUUCACGAAGGUGGAGAGCUUGGUGCGUUCAAGAGAUUUAUAGCCCAAAAUGUAGCGAUCUUCUCUGACCGCGUUUUUGCCUCGUCUUGCAACCGCAGGCUAUGCCCUAGCCGUCGCUUACGGCAGCGUCUUUGACAAGCCUGACCUCAUUUCGGUCGUCGUCGUCGGGGACGGAGAGAGCGAGACGGGUCCAACGGCGACUGCCUGGCACUCGCACAAGUGGCUCAACCCCGCGACUUCAGGCGCCGUCUUGCCGGUGCUGCACGUCAACGGCUUCAAAAUCUCGGAGCGCACGCUUCCCGGAACCAUGGACGCGACCGAAUUAGCUUUGCUAUAUACGGGCUAUGGCUAUCAAGUCCGCUUCGUCGAGUAUGAGCCAGAGGGAGAGCCCACCAUGGGAGGAAACGACCCAGCGGACAUUAAGCUCAACCGCAACAUGGCAGUUUCGAUCGAUUGGGCGUACAGCGAAAUCCGUCGAAUUCAGAAGGCUGCGCGAUCGGGCCAGCCCCUGCAAAAGCCUCGCUGGCCAUUGCUGAUCUUGCGUUCGCCCAAAGGUGAGAGCGGCGUGUCCAGGUCUAAAGAUACACGAGACGCAUAACAAGCUGACUCUUGGGUUCUUUCUCCUUUAUCUAGGAUGGACGGGGCCUUUGACCGACGGCAAAGGCAAGCAGCUGCUCAACUCGUUCGCCUCGCAUCAGGUCCCUCUCCCGGCCGCUGGGAAGGACGACGAACAGUUGGAUCAUCUCGAGAGAUGGCUCAGAUCGUACGAGCCAGAGAAGAUCUUCCAGCCGGAGCACAAGCUUUCGCAAGGCACCUCUAUCCUCAAUCAAGACUACGACUCUGUCCUUCCCAAACAACGAGAGCGUCGACUUGGUUUUGUCCCUGAGGCCUAUCAGGGUUACAAGGCGCUCGAUCUGGGCGACUGGAAAACGAUGACGUACGAGAAGGGCGCAGAGGAGAUCUCGUGCAUGAAGGCGAUCGGGAAAUUCCUCGCCGACACCAUCAAGCGCAACCCGCGCAAGUUCCGCAUCUUCUCUCCCGACGAGCUCGCAUCGAACAAGCUCGACGGCGUAUUUGAAGUCACCAGUCGCGCCUUCCAGUGGGAUCCCGAGACGGCGGACAAGGAGAAUGCGGCAGUGAUGGAGAUGCUGUCGGAACACACCUUGCAAGGCUGGCUUCAAGGCUACACUCUCACUGGCCGUGCAGGUGUCUUCCCUUCGUACGAGGCAUUUUUGGGCAUCAUUGCGACUAUGAUGAUCCAAUACGCCAAAUUCACCAAAAGUGAGUACCGCGCUCGGCCCUGUGUUCUCGGACCGCGCACCUCGAAUCGAACACGAGGUUGACUAUCUUGGUGAACAUUCACUGAUGCUUUCUAUCCUUUUCCUCGGCGUGGCAUUUCUUCUCUAACAGUGGCUCUUGAAACUCCCUGGCGUGGCCCGAUGGCGAGUUUGACCUACAUCGAGACCAGCACAUGGACACGCCAGGAGCACAAUGGGUACUCGCAUCAGCAAGUGGGCUUCAUUUCUUCCGUGCUCUCGUUGCCUGUUCACCUCGCUCGCGUCUACCUUCCAGCGGACGCCAACACCUCCGUCUCCGUCAUCUCGCACUGCCUCAAGUCGAAGAACUACAUCAACCUGAUCAUCGGCACCAAAGCACCCUCUCCCGUUUUCCUGACUCCGGACGAGGCCGAGGAACACUGCAUCGCAGGUGCCAGCGUGUGGAAGUCUUACUCCACAGAUGAAGGUGAGUCAUAAGCAGCCUCAAGCCUUUCUAGAACUUCACCAAAUCUAAUUGAUGUCGUGCUAGGUGUCAACCCGGACGUUGUGCUCGUCGGCAUCGGUUUCGAGCUCACCGCCGAGGUUAUCGCCGCUGCGGCUCGCUUGCGCAAAGACUUCGGUGACAACCUCCGAGUCCGUGUGGUCAACGUCGUUGACUUGCUUGUGCUCGCGCCCGUCGGCGAACACCCGCAUGCGUUGAGCGAGGCCGGUUUCAACUCGUUGUUCCCGCCCAACACUCCUGUAGUGAUCAACUGGCACGGCCACCCUGCUCAGAUCGCAUCCUUGCUGUUCAAUCGCCCUCACUCUGUCGGCCGCACCCGAUUCCACAUCAACGGCUACAUCGAACAAGGAUCAACGACGACUCCCUACCUUAUGCUCAAGGUCAACAAGUGCGAUCGUUACACGGUGGCUACGAACGCGCUCGAUAUGGUCGCGCUUAACUUUUCAAAGUAUCCCAACCACUUUGCGCCGCCCGAGAAGCAUGAACGUGUUGGCAGGGUCGUCGCCCAGGUUCAACAAAGGAUCGCCAUCUACGCUUCCAAGAACCGAGAGUUCGAGAAGUAUGCUCAGUGAGUUUGAUUAUUUUCCUCAUCACGGAAGAGCCGUGCCUGAAGUGAACUGACUGGCCCCUAUCCUACUCGGCGCGUUUCGCUUCUGUAGAGAGACACAGCAAGAUCACCCCGAGAUUGGUGCCACCGCGACCCUUGCCGAAGGCUAA
Molecule: messenger RNA, 3491 nt
Organism: Microbotryum saponariae
Lineage: Eukaryota; Fungi; Basidiomycota; Microbotryomycetes; Microbotryales; Microbotryaceae
Source: the annotation of a GenBank genome assembly